Molecule: messenger RNA, 4727 nt
Organism: Rhincodon typus (whale shark)
Lineage: Eukaryota; Metazoa; Chordata; Chondrichthyes; Orectolobiformes; Rhincodontidae
Gene: hmgcra
Product: 3-hydroxy-3-methylglutaryl-CoA reductase a
Exons: 19
Coding region: 11-2656 (881 amino acids)
Biological process (GO): coenzyme A metabolic process; sterol biosynthetic process; isoprenoid biosynthetic process
Cellular component (GO): endoplasmic reticulum membrane; peroxisomal membrane
Molecular function (GO): NADP binding; hydroxymethylglutaryl-CoA reductase (NADPH) activity; protein binding
Source: RefSeq, a predicted model, not a curated record
AAAAUUAAAAAUGCUGUCCAGGCUGUUCCGCAUGCAUGGGCUUUUUGUUGCCUCCCACCCUUGGGAGGUGAUUGUCGGAACAGUCACAAUUACUAUUUGCAUGAUGUCCAUGAAUAUGUUUACUGGCAAUAAUCAGAUUUGUGGAUGGAAUUUUGAAUGUCCAAAGAUUGAGGAGGAGAUAUUAAGUAGUGAUAUCAUAAUACUGACCAUCACGCGCUGCUUAGCAAUCUUGUACAUAUACUUCCAAUUCCAGAACCUCCGACAACUUGGUUCCAAGUAUAUGCUAGGGAUUGCUGGUCUCUUCACCAUUUUCUCCAGCUUUGUUUUUAGCACUGUUGUAAUUCAUUUUCUGGAUAAAGAACUAACUGGCCUCAAUGAAGCCUUGCCUUUCUUCUUGCUGCUAAUUGAUCUAUCCAAAGCCAGUGCCCUGGCCAAAUUUGCACUGAGCUCCAACUGCCAGGAUGAAGUAAGGGAAAAUAUUGCACGUGGAAUGGCCAUUCUGGGUCCCACUUUCACUCUUGAUGCUCUUGUGGAAUGUCUUGUGAUAGGUGUUGGUACUAUGUCUGGCGUGCGACAAUUGGAAAUCAUGUGCUGCUUUGGAUGCAUGUCUGUUUUGGCAAACUACUUUGUCUUUAUGACAUUUUUCCCAGCUUGCGUCUCCCUUGUAUUGGAGCUUUCCCGAGAAAGUCGUGAGGGUCGUCCAAUUUGGCAGCUUGGUCAUUUUGCUCGUGUCUUGGAGGAAGAAGAAGAUAACAAACCCAAUCCUGUGACACAGAGAGUGAAAGUCAUCAUGUCUCUAGGACUAGUCCUAGUUCAUGCUCAUAGUCGCUGGAUAGCAGAACCAUCUUCACAGGAAAACACCUUAGAAAUGCCCAAGUCUGGCACAAGCAUUGAUGGAAGUAUGCCGAAAAGAAUUGAUCCCAGUGUACCUCUCUGGCAAUUCUAUCUUUCCAGGAUGGUCAGCAUGGAUAUCGAACAAGUAAUUACUCUUGGUCUAGCACUCUUUCUUGCUAUCAAAUACAUCUUCUUUGAGAAGGCGGAAACUCAGUCGUCUUUCUCAUUGGUAGUACAGAAAAAGAAUACCGAUAGCUGCAUGAAUAAUACUGGAACUACCAGAUUCCAAUCAUGUCUAGCAGAUGAGGAACCAACUAGUAAAGAAAAUACAGAUGAAGUCAUUAAGCCUAUUGCAUUUACAAUACCAAAAUUGGUCAAUGAUUCAUCAAAAGCAAAUUUUGUGUUGGGAGACUUCACUCCUCCCAGCUCUUCAUCUUCAGGAACACCUGAAGAGCUGGAUAUCGAGUUGCCAUUAGAACCACGACCAAUUGAAGAAUGCUUAUUCAUACUCCGAAGCCCAGAGCGAGGAGCAAAACACCUUAGUGAUGCUGAGGUAAUCCGUCUGGUGAAUGCCAAACAUAUUCCAGCUUACAAACUGGAGAAUAUGAUGGAAACUCCAGAACGUGGUGUGUUCAUUCGUAGACAGAUCCUGGCUGAAAAACUGCCAAAAACUACUGCAUUACAAAUGCUUCCCUACAAGGAUUACGAUUACUCUCUGGUCAUGGGCACUUGCUGUGAGAAUAUCAUUGGCUACAUGCCCAUCCCUGUGGGAGUUGUUGGACCACUUUUCCUGAAUGGGAAGGAGUUCCAAGUGCCUAUGGCAACGACUGAAGGCUGUCUUGUGGCAAGCACUAACCGUGGUUGCAGGGCAAUAUGUCUGGGUGGUGGAGCACGGAGUCGCGUUUUGGCAGAUGGAAUGACUAGAGGGCCAGUUGUAAGGCUGCCGACUGCAUGUGAGGCAGCAGAAGUGAAAACCUGGCUAGAGAACCCUGAAGGCUUUCAAAUUAUGAAGGAGAUGUUUGACAGCACUAGUAGAUAUGCCCGGCUUCAGAGGCUGCAGAUUGGGCUUGCUGGACGUGAUCUCUAUAUCCGUUUUCAAUCAAAGACUGGAGAUGCCAUGGGCAUGAACAUGAUCUCGAAGGGUACAGAGAAGGCUCUCUCCAGGUUGCAGGAAGAGUUCCCAUCUUUGCGUGUACUAGCAGUUAGUGGCAACUACUGCACAGAUAAGAAACCUGCUGCAAUUAACUGGAUUGAGGGAAGGGGGAAGUCUAUAGUUUGUGAAGCAGUCAUUCCAGCCAAAGUUGUGCAUGAGGUAUUAAAAACCUCUACACACUCUCUUGUAGAAGUGAAUAUCAGCAAAAACCUAGUGGGUUCAGCUAUGGCUGGAAGUCAGGGUGGUUACAACGCACAUGCUGCAAAUAUCGUUACAGCUAUUUAUAUUGCCUGUGGACAGGACCCAGCCCAGAAUAUUGGUAGUUCGAAUUGUAUUACGUUAAUGGAAUCAACAGGCCCCAGUAAUGAAGACUUGUAUAUUAGCUGCACCAUGCCGUCCAUAGAGGUUGGAACUGUUGGGGGAGGAACCAACUUGCCACCGCAGCAAACUUGCCUGCAGAUGCUUGGUGUUCAGGGUGCAAGUCGGGAAUGUCCUGGUGAAAAUGCACGUCAGCUGGCAGAGAUAGUUUGUGGUACAGUAAUGGCAGGUGAACUGUCUCUCAUGGCAGCACUGGCAGCUGGACAUCUGGUGAAAAGCCACAUGAUCCAUAAUAGGUCAAAGGUUAAUCUCCAGGUACUCCCCAGCAACAGUACGAAGAAAGCAGCUUGAUUGCAAUAGAAUAUGUGAAGGGGAUUCACUGUAAAGACUGGCACUUGUACACUGGAAAAAUGCUUUGGAUUUCUGUUUUGAAUUAAAGGGACAAUUUAGUGUGUUCAUGAUCGAUUUUCAGAAUUGCUGGUCUAUACUGUUGACCAGUAUAUCUGAAAUGAAGCAAACGAGGGGGACUCCCAAAGCGAAAAUACCAAUAUCAAAUAGUGUACCCAGAAAUCAUACAGUGGUACGAGUGUAGCCUGCAGAACCUACUAAUGAGAAGAAACUGUAAAAUGUAAAGGACCUUGUGAAUGUUUGCUAUUCCUGCUUAAUCCUAGUGUCUUAAACUCUGUCAUAAGUUAUUAUUUGUUUUUCUUUGGAUUAGUUUCAAAGCUUGCAAUAAUGAGUGUCUUGAGUGAAAUUACUGAAAACAAUUACUGCACUCUUGAUUAAAAACACAUCCCUGGCUGUGGAAAUUGUUUUGAGUAAGGUUAAUAUUACCGUAGACACUUUUUUUUUCUUUUACAUUUUUUUGAAAUUUGUUCACUUUGCACAAAUUCAUAGGUGUUGCACAGUCUUCAAGAGAAAUUCAAAAGUAGGGAAGUUAUAUCAUGAUAGUACAUGCAAACUGUUGGAGAAGUCAAAAUGCUUUAUACGGAGUUUUAACACCUUUUUUAAUACCAACUGAAUUAGCUUUUGCCAAAAAUACUUUUUAAACCUCUACUUCACUGCUAGAAUUGGAGAAUAUAAUCCUUUCCAUGCCUUUGGGGAGAAUACCUGAAGUGUAGUUUGCCAGUAACUGACCUGGAAUUUCCUGACUGCUUGACACAAGUGGUCAAAAAAAAAACUAACUGCACCUAGCUUUUACACUGGCAUCUCCUUAACCAUGUGUGCUGUUUCUCCACAUCCUCUGGUGAACUUGGCACAGAGUGAAACCAAGUAGUUCUCUAAUUAUAUGAAUUGACCAGUUAUGACCAAGCUGUAUUUUUGCCAGAAGUUUAGCUACAGCAGAACCUAGCAUUGUGUCUUGAUAUCUUUACUAUACAUCAUUCUGAUGACAAAGUUCGUAUUUAAGUUUUUAUGGUUGUGAAUUUCAUGACCCUCACCUAUACAUUUCAGUAGAAAAAGAACAGUGCCCAAGGCUGGUACUUCAAUUGAUUCAAGGCCAGUUGUUUCAAAAAAAAAUUCACUCAUCUAAAGUAGAAUGAUUUUCUAUUUCACAUAAUUACAUUGUGAAAAAUAAUUAUGGGUCAUUCAUAACAUUUUGCACAUCUCUCACCACUACAGAGCUUUUCAGUCAUGUUCUCCUUUUUUUAAAAAGCAAGUGAUAGAGUUGUAAUUGAAAUUUAAUAUCCUAUUUACCCCAGAAGUAGAGCAAGAUACUUCUGGUUGUGUGCUCUUGAUUUGUCCCUUUUUAAAGAAAAAUCUGUUGGGCACAUACCCUCUUAAUUCUUUUAUUACAAAUUCUGUCAACAACUUUACAGAUGUUUGAAACUGCUAAGAGGUAGAUUGAUUAUUCUAAGCCUUCACCUGCUGUUUUGGGGAUAUUCUGCAAUGUUAUCAUUUAAGAGUACUCCAUUCGUUACAUAAAGGCAGUAGUGUCCAAGAGACUAUUAGUAAUAAAGAUCUUACAAAUCAAAGACUAAAAGUUUAACUGACAUUACUAUAACUACCAAUGCUGUUAAGCCUAGUAAGUUUUCAAUCAAGAAAGUGUUUGAAACAAGUCAUGGACAUGCAAUUGCUUGAUACCCUAUUUACCAAGAAAUGUUUACCAACAUUUUAAAAAUACUUUUAAAGAUAGAUCAGUCAUUCAAAUGAAACAAGAUUUAACAGGCAAUGCUGUAUGCAAAAUGUGUAACAUCAUCUGAACAGGUUUAAUCAAAUGUAACUGGCUGUUCAGAGGCCCAAGACUUUUUAGACUUGACUAUAUCAAAACAGUAACUGUACUGUGAUUGUAUUGUACUUAGAGGCAAAAGUUCAGGGUUCUUGCUCAUGAAAAGCAGAAAUAGAAACAACUACCAGUCUACCACAAUUCUAGCACAUGCUUUUACAAGGGGAGAAAUUCAUUAAAUACAUUUUCAAUAUGAAA